CUUGAGAGAUACGAACGGCCACGAUCUGCACGAUCUGCACAAACUGUCAUACGACUCAGGCCUUGCAUUCUCAUCCUCGUCAAGCUCACAGAAGAUCACAACAUAAAACGGAGCAUCACCGUUCUACCGAGAGAGCCACACUCUGACGAGAGCCGCAAAUGGAACUACUGCAGCUAGCAGAGCUGGAGCGAGUCCAAACCGGAAUCCUCAAUGGAAUAUCAAACCUGGAUCUCACUCUCCUCUCCAAACAACGAUCUCUCCGCCGCCGCCAACGACGUCAUGGGGCCACCGAAGCUCGUCUCUCCGCCAUUAUCCGAUCAAACGGGUGUCACUGACUUCGUCUUCGUAAAAGCUCCCACCGAUUACUACGACCGGUCUAUCGAGUCCCGACUCGACAAUCUCGGUGCCGCCUCUAUUCAUCACCGCUGUAAAAGGAUCGUCUUGGUUAAUACACAGGCCCCAUCCCAAAUCAUUGACUGCGCAGUGAUCACAAUAAUUCAAAGUAUUGCAUUGUUGUUGUUCUGCACACUGUUUGAUUCAAUGCUGAAGCGGUUAAAAACUAUUUGUUUGCACUCAACGAUGGGAAGGUAUCUAAAAAGAAAAUCAAUUCGAGGCUUGCCCCUGAGGAGACAUCAGCUAAGCUGAUGGGACGUGAGCAUAAUGCAGUGACGUGUUAGCUUGAAAACAGACAUUCCGAUAAAUACUCUUCUUUUUUCUAUGAAAUCAAGAGAUGGAAAGUGUUCUUUCACUAUUUAGUAAGUAUCUUGAUAUUCUCUUCUAUUAUGUGUUUUAUUUCACCUCAUUCUGACUUAGAAGAUUGGAUUAUAACCAAUCUCAUGUUGCAACUUUUAGCGUUCAAUGCCUCUUCAAGCUUCGUCCUGGCUUGCAAAUAUGUUGGUAAUCUUUGGAAGGAAGAUUAAUUGCUAAGCUGUACAGUUUAAUGCAAUUCCCAGAGUUCGAGAAUUUAGGAUCAAUCUCUAUCAAGAUUUGUUGGUUUUGAACCAAAUUCUUCACUUGAACGCCUUUUCACUUCCUGUGGUGUAAAGCUUACCUAAGGUCUUCUUGAUGUGCACAUGUACAUGUUUUCCAGACAGUACACGCUUCAGUGUUCUGUCUUGCUUGAUGCAGCAUGAACACUUCGACAGUUUGUCCCAAGGAUUAAUGGCUGAGGUAGAUACUUAUCCCUGUUUUGCGUAUGGGUGGUGUGGCUGUUUUGUAUACACGGCAUGGAAAUUUUGGUAAAAAAGAAAAGUAAACUGUACUUUUGAUUUGUUAUUCGUAUCAUGAAUGCUAACAUGGAACUAUUUUUUCAUUAAUCAAAUCGUCAACUGCUGUGCCAGCUAUUGAGUAUUCAAGUGGUCCAUGGUUCUAAACAUCAUACUGUCAAAUUGGGAUGUAACGUAGUGGUCCACUGUAAUGGUGGUCAAGAUCAAUGAUUUUCUGCCAGUCGACUGACACUAAAAUAAACUUUGGGUUGACACUUAACGUUGAGUUGCUCGCAUAGAUAUAGGCCUGAGCUAGCUGGGAAUAUUUACUGCAAACAGCUGUAGAGAUGCAUAUCUGUCUCUGUGAUUUUGCACAUACAUUUGUAUAGGGAACAUCGUAAAAUGUGACAGGGAAAGAUGAAGUCUUUCAAAAAUAUUUGAGAUUAGCAGGGGACGAUCCUGAAAGAUUGACACACAAGCGUAUGGAUAUAUAUACAUGAGGUGAGAGAAUUAUGCCUAUCAUUGCAGUCUUACUAAUUGGAUUGAAGAGUUUUGAUCUCAGGUGAUUUGGAUGAAGCAAUUGUAAGACUCAUUCCUGAUUUCUUGUUUGAUGGUGGAGAGGUUUCUCUGAAGCUGGCGAUAAGGACCUUGGAAUUUAUUCAGGACAUGAAGAACAGACAUUUCCAUCAAGUUUUUACAGAGAUUUAUUUAAGGACAGUAAUGAUAUUUGAAGUAGAAACUUUUGCUGUGCACUUCAUGGGUUCUUGGGAUUGAAAUUCUGUUGGAAGAUCUUUAGAUCUGUAGCGAAUAUAUUAAUUUUUGUUUUUUUGCUAAUGAUAUGGCAGGGAAAAGUCUACUUUUGCCAAUAUGACAGCAACUGCGUAAUUUAUUUUUUAAUUAUUAAUAUGGAUGUUUGAGAUAGCUUUGUACA
Populus trichocarpa (black cottonwood) is the source of this 2136-nucleotide messenger RNA. RefSeq lists its product as uncharacterized. NCBI's taxonomy places the organism in Eukaryota, Viridiplantae, Streptophyta, Magnoliopsida, Malpighiales, Salicaceae. The transcript has 4 exons. Bases 211 to 645 code for a protein of 144 amino acids. The record is from RefSeq and is a predicted model, not a curated record.